Messenger RNA from Ostrea edulis (European flat oyster), 2975 nucleotides. RefSeq lists its product as uncharacterized. NCBI's taxonomy places the organism in Eukaryota, Metazoa, Mollusca, Bivalvia, Ostreida, Ostreidae. The coding region runs from base 2522 to 2908 and encodes 128 amino acids. The transcript is spliced from 2 exons. The record is from RefSeq and is a predicted model, not a curated record.
CGUGUUGGUGACGUUAAGUUUCAUGUUUGUAUAGAUUGCCAUUCAAUGACCUGUAUCACGUGUUGGUGACGUUAAGUUUGCUGUAUAUAUAGAUUGUCAUUCAAUGUUCUGUGUCACGUGUUCUUGACACUAUCUUGUACACGUAAGAUUCCUCUAGGUUCACCCCCACAUCACAGAGCAAAGCUAGCCACGCCCACUGGAUUCUCUGUCAAACUGUCCUCCAUUCCGGGUGCAGGGAUGGGCGCAUUUGCCGAAAUGUUCGUACCAAAAUACACGAUGCUUGGCAUGUACGAAGGACAGACCCACACAUGGGACACCGGAUGAUCUUUAUUCUUGGCAGGCAAGAUUUUGAUUUCAAAUAAGAGUCUAGAGUUUGAUGUGAUUUAAGAUGUUCUUAUAUCAAAUACCAUUCGCGAUAAAUAUUACAAACCCUGAACCAUAUUACUACUGCAUCUAAACUGUUCUGUUCUCGAUAAGAAACGUUCCAUCCCAACAUUAAACCGUUCCUUUCAAACCGCCCAUCGCUCCGUUCCCAGAUCAAACCGCCCAUCGCUCCGUUCCCAGAUCAAAGCCUUUUGCUUUCGUCUGAACCAUUUGCUACCUCAAACCAUUUGUUCCCGCAUGGUCUUUCAUAGCUCACAUCUGUCAGUCACUGUAGGGUAGCACGACACCACUAGUCUACGGGAGAUUCGAGCCCACCCUAUAGGUCCCCGUCUCACUAGUCUACGGGAGAAUUGAGCCCACCCUAUAGGUCCCCGUCGCAUUUGUCUCCGGGAGAAUUGAGCCCACCCUAUAGGUCACCGUCUUACUAAUCUCCGGGAGAAUUGAGCCCACCCUAUAGGUCCCCGUCUCACUAGUCUCCGGGAGAAUUGAGCUCACCCUAUAGGUCCCCGUCUCACUAGUCUACGGGAGAUUGAGCCCACCCUAUAGGUCCCCGUCUCACUAGUUUCCGGGAGAAUUGAGCCCACUAUAUAGGUCCCUGUCUCAUAUGACAUUGAUUACCUUGAUAUCCAUCUCUAAAUUUUGGCAUGUGUCGUUAAAAAUUUAAAAAUUCUUAAUUAUUAUUUAUUGUUGAGUUACAUUGAUAAGAUUAAGAAACUCAUUUCAAAAUUAAGGAUUAUCUCCCUCAUGUAUAUCUCUUAUCUUUAGACGAAUCUGACUACUCUACUUUUUGACACUUUGUUUCUCCCUAAAAUAGCUCUUACAAGUUUAUUGUUGUUUCGGAUUUCAAACAUUUUGGUUGAGCAUCACUAAAGAGACAUUAUUUGUCGAAAUCGGCAUCUGGUGCAUCGAACUUGGUAUCGUAUAAGUUUUACAUGUGCACUUCUAAAUAUGGUAUGCAUAAGAAAAAAGGAUCCAAACAGUUCAACGAGCUUUAUAUACUGCGAUGUGCAUUUUUAUAGGUGUGAACCACUGAUUUGAAGUUUACAGGAAAUACAGAAUGGAAAUUAAUUCUUUUAAAGGAAAAAAUGUCUGCAUAAAGUAAUCAGAAAAGUCAUACAGAAUUGACUUAACUGUGACAAUGUUACUGAUAUGACCCAAUGCAAUUAUUAUUCCUAAAUAAAGCUGUUUACUUGCUUUUAUUCUAGAUGACAUUUCCACCUCUGGUAUAUUUAGGAGCCCGUGUUAGCCGAAAUCUCUAUUUUGUAUUGCUUAUUGGAGUUAUGAGAUAGAUUACUGUUCGUUAUAUUCGAUUUUUAUACAUGUAAAUUUUAAGAUAUAAAAUCUAAAGCACGUGUAACUGUAUGUAUCAAAUUAUGUCCUUCAGUUUUGAAAUGUUAAUUUUUCUAAAUGUAAAACUUAUACGGUACCAAUUUUGAUGCACCAGAUGUGCAUUUCGACAAAUAAUGUCUCUUCAGUGAUGCUCAACCGAAAUGUUUGAAAUCCGAAAUAACUAUGAAGUUUUAGAGCUAAAUAUAGCCAUAAACAGCAUACCCAAAAAAUGGAGCCAAAUUCGUCCAAUAGAUUAAACCGAUGUGUGGUAUCUGAAAUCCAGGUUAAUCCUUUUGUUCCCAUUUUGACCUAAUGUGCAACGUUCUAAAUAAGAAUCACUCGUUCCCUACUUUAAAAUAUUCUGCUCUCGUUAAGAGUCAUUUCGUCCUCACCGAGAACCGUUCUGUUGAAACCGUUGAAUGUUCGUCCCAACAAAUAAACUUUCGAUCCCCAAACUAAACAUUUCGUCCAGGAACCGAUCAGCGUUUCAGUGUUGUAAUAGUACCCCUCAGUGUCUGUAUCACAGCAUACACAUCUGUGAUUCUGUGAAAUUCAGCUGCCAUAAAUCAUGUUACGAUUCUAAUAUCUCUAUAUAAUAAUAAAGUCUGGAAAUAGGAUUGUUCUGUAGUUAUGAUUAUCUUACUGGGUCUUGCAGAGACAGUUCGUAUUUUCAGGUAGACAUGCAAGAGACCAAUGGAACCUAUAUCAUAGACGCCUCUGCUCGAAUUGGCUCAGAUUCUUGAAUGCUCCAUCCUCAUACGAACAGGAAAUCGUGGUCCCCGUGUCAUGUGCUGGGACCAUCUUCUAAAUGGCUUCACGUGACAUCGAGCCUGGAACGGAACUUUUGGUGUGUUGCGGGAACAGUUAUGGAAGCUAUUUGGGGUUAAACCGUAUUCACCCAGAGAAUGACCCGAAUGGCUCAUUCGCAUUUCGAGCAUAUGUAUUAACGUUUGACGACAAUGACCGACUCAUAUUUGAUAACUGGGCACCUGUUACAUAUCAAAACUGGUUCCUAAACACGGAGGACGAGGCCGACACACCGGUUGACCACAUUUUCGGUGUCCUGCUGACAUUUCAUCACGACGAGCAAUGGCGUUGGGUAGCGAAGAGGAACUACUCUUAUUACACUGGAGAAGAAGGACUGAAACUUCCGUUCAUUUGUGAGCAUUCCGCGUUCCACGUUGAACCAGGAUGAUGUUUGUAAAUUCAAUGCUAUCAGAUGUGUGAUUGAUGUCUCUAUGCUAUUGAAUAAACCUUACAAA